Molecule: messenger RNA, 4052 nt
Organism: Trichechus manatus latirostris (Florida manatee)
Lineage: Eukaryota; Metazoa; Chordata; Mammalia; Sirenia; Trichechidae
Gene: NFYA
Product: nuclear transcription factor Y subunit alpha
Exons: 10
Coding region: 2-1462 (486 amino acids)
Biological process (GO): regulation of transcription by RNA polymerase II
Cellular component (GO): CCAAT-binding factor complex
Molecular function (GO): DNA-binding transcription factor activity, RNA polymerase II-specific; DNA binding
Source: RefSeq, a predicted model, not a curated record
UAUGUUAAGGGCGGUGUUUAAGUUGAAGUGUCCGACGCGCCGUGAAGGCGCCUGCGUAUUCUUUCGGCCAGGGGUGGUGUCAAAUCAGGGAAGUGGGCGUGGCUUCCUGGGACGCCUGCGCGAUGCUCCUGCAGCUGGGGGUGGGGCGAGCCCAGAACUGAGGUUAGGGGGCGUGGCCCUGGGAGCGCCUGCGCGGAGACGGUUGGAGGGAGGCCCGAUUCCCCUUUGUUCGUGUUCGCCAUUUUGCGAGGCAGCGGCAGUGGUGGCGGCAGCGGCGGCUGGAGCCUCUGAUUGGGUUUCGGGGUCCGGUACUGGAGCCAAUCAGCGCGGGCAGCGAACCGGGGGAGCGAGGCACGGAGUACAGCUGGAAGUCCUUUGGCAUCUCCAGAGCAAAGCUCACUGUGGACGGGAUUCUAACAUGGAGCAGUAUACAGCAAACAGCAAUAGUUCCACAGAGCAGAUUGUUGUGCAGGCUGGACAGAUUCAGCAACAGCAGCAGGGUGGUGUCACUGCCGUCCAGUUGCAGACUGAGGCCCAGGUGGCAUCCGCCUCAGGCCAGCAAGUCCAGACCCUCCAGGUAGUCCAGGGGCAGCCAUUAAUGGUGCAAGUCAGUGGAGGACAGUUAAUCACAUCGACUGGCCAACCCAUCAUGGUCCAGGCUGUUCCUGGUGGGCAAGGUCAAACCAUCAUGCAAGUACCUGUAUCUGGGACACAGGGUUUGCAGCAGAUACAGUUGGUCCCACCAGGGCAGAUCCAGAUCCAGGGGGGACAGGCUGUGCAGGUGCAGGGCCAGCAGGGCCAGACCCAGCAGAUCAUCAUCCAGCAGCCCCAGACAGCAGUGACUGCCGGCCAGACUCAGACACAGCAGCAGAUUGCUGUCCAGGGGCAGCAAGUGGCACAGACUGCUGAAGGGCAGACCAUCGUCUAUCAGCCAGUUAACGCAGAUGGCACCAUUCUCCAACAAGUUACAGUCCCUGUUUCAGGCAUGAUCACCAUCCCAGCAGCCAGCUUGGCAGGAGCCCAGAUUGUUCAGACAGGAGCCAAUACCAACACAACCAGCAGCGGGCAAGGGACUGUCACUGUGACACUGCCCGUGGCAGGCAAUGUGGUCAAUUCAGGAGGGAUGGUCAUGAUGGUGCCUGGGGCUGGCUCUGUGCCUGCUAUCCAAAGAAUCCCUCUACCUGGGGCAGAGAUGCUCGAAGAAGAACCUCUCUAUGUGAAUGCCAAACAGUACCACCGUAUUCUUAAGAGGAGGCAAGCCCGGGCUAAGCUAGAGGCAGAAGGGAAAAUCCCAAAGGAAAGAAGGAAAUACCUGCAUGAGUCUCGGCACCGUCAUGCCAUGGCACGGAAGCGUGGUGAAGGUGGACGGUUUUUCUCUCCAAAGGAAAAAGAUAGUCCUCACAUGCAGGAUCCCAACCAAGCAGAUGAAGAAGGAAUGACACAGAUCAUCCGAGUGUCCUAACCCUAGGUCAUGUGAUGGAGCUGAUCAAGGUCAUGUCCUCACUACCUUUCCAGGAAAUUGAUCAACUCUUCCGACAGGACACUCAAGAUCAUAUUCUGUCCUUUUCUACAGGACAGACACCACUUAGUUUUUAAUAAGUGGAUCAGUAUUAUAAUUGCCACGAUGUCUGGCAAUUUGAAGUUGCAAGCCUUUGUCUCACCCUUUCAGUCAGGACCUAUUUUAGACUGUUGAUGACAUUGACAUUUCAUGGAUUAGGAUGAUGGGCAAGGAACUGAUGCCAGCAGCACCAAACACAGCACUUAUGAUGAAGCCAGCCACCCAUCUUAGCAGGGGAGAGCAACCUUCUCAACCUGAACUGCAACCAGGGAAGCCACAGCCCACUCCUUCCCACAGGAAUUUGGUUAGACAGUCUCUAUCCCUCUGGUGGGGAUUUCAGUCUAACUGAAUGGACACUUUGUAUUCAGAGGUGGCUUCCGGGCAAGGAAGUGCCAUCUUUUGAUACGGAAACAAUAAAUUCUCUGAGAUACAUUCAUCUAAUCUGUGGUAAUAAUAGAAUCUCCAUCUCCCCAGAUGGUAGGUUGGUAUUUUUGGACUCUGGCCAAGAAAAAGCUAACUGGGGGUUGAAUGAUAAAAGUCUCAGGCACUUAAAUACAAUGCUGAAUCUCUUAUUUUAGCUUUGACAAGUUGUAGUCUGCUUGCCCCUCUAUUGAGAGGUCCUCUGGACCAUACUUCUUAACUAUGGCUACUUUAAGAAAUUUAGAGGAUAUUGGACCUUGAAGCUGCCUUUUCUAAGUAAGAAACUGUUUAACAAUUUCUGUGCUGAAGUGCUUGAGGACAUUUGUAGUAACUUCCAAACAGAACAAAACUAGAGACUUUGAAUCAUAGGCUUUAUGAUAGCGUUUGGGAUAUAGAGGGUUCAUAUGUGUUUCAGCCUAGGAGAAAAAGAGACUAGUAUACAUACUCAUGUGUUGUCAUAUAGCAUGAUUCUCCAGUGGAUACCUGGGUGAAUCAUUAAGAUGAAGACAAUGAUUUAUAUUCACACUAAAACCUUUUAGUAAGCAUGGAAAGGGAGAAAUCUGGGAUUUAGUCCUUGACGAUUUCUGGAAAGCACUAUUCAGUACAGCUGGCUUGGACAUAUUCCAGGUUGCCUGCUAGAGCUUGAGGUGAAUUUUGGCUUCACUCCUGCAGUGUUUUGUGCUGGCCCCAGAGAGCAAAUAUUCUCAUUCUUCCCAUGGCAGCUGAUUCUUUGGUGUCCCAUUGUUUUCCCCUUUCUCCAUAGGCCUUGUGCAGAGAAGUUCUCACAUUGCCUCUGCACUCUGGGGAUGAACUGCAGAAAUUCCUGCAAGGUCAGGAACUGAGCCACAGUUCCCAGAAUGGGUUGUGCCUCAGAGAUCUGUUUCUUUAAAAGUUGAAUCCUGGGAGAACUAAGAUAUUCCAGAAGAGUUACUGCUCUGGAACAAAGAAAGAAGACCCAAUUCUUCUGAAGAACAUUAGGGUUGAUUUAAUACCAAGAAUAAAGAUUGGCUUUUUCUUCUUUGACUUCACUACUCUAAUUGUAUUUAGAAGGAAAAGCUAUUAAACACUCUAAAGAAAAUGUCACAAAGGCAGUUAUUGUAAUGGUAGAAAUAGAGGUACAGAGCUAUGCAAAGGAAGCAGGAAGUAAAAUAUCUUCCUAGUUCCUGGAAUCUAGUAAUCUGUCCUAGCUUCUAGAGGUCAGGAGGGGCUGGUCCUUUGGUAGGCUCACUAGAAAUUUUUGGCUCUUUACAUGAGUUUCAGAUAUUAACUUUAUUCAGUAUAACCCCCGUUUUUUAAUUUUUUUGUUGAAUUAUAGGUUACUAAAAACAAUGAGGAAUUUAUAUCCCUUGGUUAGUUUAGGAGUCUUUAUUUUAAAAUGCAGAGUUCAGAAAGAAAUUCCUCAGAUAUAAUCUCGAGUGCUUAAGCCAAGAAAAAUUCUAAAAUGCUAUUUAUUUGUUUCUGUAAGUUUGUACAUAAUACUAUCAACCUCACAUUGUUCUUGAGUUUUGAUUUUUUUUAAUCAGUUUGAAUUUUGUUUUAUUUGAAAUGAAAUGCUUCAGUUGUUAUUUUGUCAUUGCAUUUCAGAUAACUCGUGACCCUUUUAUUGUCAUUUUAGCAUACCCAGUAGCCCACAAGUUGGAGGGUUGAGGUUUGGGUUUUUUCUUUAUUUGUUACUAGAAGUUCUUUUACUCAUUUGUCUCUUUGUGACCAUAGUGAUGACUUGAGUGCAGAGUGAAUGGAUGAAUGAAUAAUUGGUUUAAUACAUGGUAUUUCACCUCUUGAGUGCUCUUUUUUUGGCAACAUAAACUUGUAUAUAUUUUUAAUUGCACUGGUACACUGAAUGUGUCAGUGUCUGUACCACUGGACCAACAGAGCAUUUUCUGGCUAUUGGGUGCCUGAUAAUAAUGUCUUGAUUUUCCUUUGGGACUCAACUAUAGAAGGUUUUUCCCCCAGCAGUUGGGGAGACUACAGGUGAUCUCGAUCAUUGAUGUCAUUGCAAUUGUUAUUUUUUAAAAUAAAUUUAUAAAAAUACUAAAAAGUGACUUUAAUUUUGAGGAGUCUGUAUCCCCUGGGU